AUGACAGAGCGGCCGCCGAGCGAGGCGGCACGCAGUGACCCGCAGCUAGAGGGACAGGACGCGGCCGAGGCCCGCAUGGCCCCCCCGCACCUCGUCCUGCUCAACGGCGUCGCCAAGGAGACGAGCCGCGCAGCCCCGGCGGAGCCCCCGGUCAUCGAGCUAGGUGCACGCAGUAGCGCGGGGGGCGGCCCCGCCAGUGGGGGCGGGGCCGUGAGGGACUUAAAGAGCCGCGACGCGGUAGCAGCCGAAGCUCGCCAUCGAGUGCCCACUACCGAGCUGUGCAGACCUCCGGGACCCGCCCCGGCGCCCGCGCCCGCCUCAGCCCCGGCAGAGCUGCCUGGAGACGGCCGCAUGGUGCAGCUGAGCCCUCCCGCGCUGGCAGCCCCAGCCGGCCCUGGCCGAGCGCUGCUCUACAGCCUCAGCCAGCCGCUGGCCUCGCUGGGCAGUGGAUUCUUCGGGGAACCGGAUGCCUUCCCCAUGUUUACCAACAACAACCGGGUGAAGAGGAGGCCCUCCCCAUAUGAGAUGGAGAUUACUGACGGUCCUCACACCAAAGUAGUGCGGCGCAUCUUCACCAACAGCCGGGAGCGAUGGCGGCAGCAGAAUGUGAAUGGGGCAUUUGCUGAGCUCCGAAAGCUCAUUCCCACCCACCCACCAGACAAGAAGCUAAGCAAGAAUGAGAUCCUUCGCCUUGCCAUGAAGUACAUAAAUUUCCUGGCCAAGCUGCUCAAUGACCAGGAAGAGGAAGGCACUCAGCGUGCCAAGCCGGGCAAGGACUCUGUGGUGGGAGCUGGUGGGGGUGGGGCAGGGGGUGGCAUGCCCCCUGAAGACCUUCUCCAGGAUGUGCUUUCCCCCAACUCCAGCUGUGGGAGCUCUCUGGAUGGAGCAGCCAGCCCGGACAGUUACACAGAGGAGCCAACACCCAAGCACACUGCCCGCAACCUCCACCCUGCCCUGCUGCCUGCCACCGAUGGGGCUGGCCCCCGGUGAUGUGCCUGGGGCUGCCCAGGGCCAGCAGGCAGGGCCUGUUUGGCCCCUGCAUUGCUGGGCUUUAGGGCAGGUGGGAUGAGAAGCAGGCAAUGUACUUGAUGAACUUCCCUUCUAGUCUGAACUUUGGGAAGUCCCAACUGACCCUGAGCUGGUGUUUCUGUUUCCUGCCUGGAAACAAGAGGAAAAUGAAGUGAAGUAGUAGGUACUUUAUCUGAAGAUGGCACAGUCUUCUCCCUUUUCCAGUCCCCAGGACUUCCCACUUGGAGGCUCAAGUGUCACUGUUUUUGGUCUAGAGUUUGUGAGCCUUGUUUUGGAAGAGAUUCGGGGUUGUUACCCAUUACCUGAGGCAUCCAGCAGCCUCUGCCUUGCCUUUAGCCCAUCCCGAGCUGGCUGGGGUGGCUUUUGUGGCAGCUUCUGUUCAAAUUAUAGGUACCCAAGAGCUGUCCGUUUCUUGAGCCCCAUCUUCACCCAGGUCCGUGUUGAUCCAUCCAGCUUGCCAGCUGCUCCGGAGAGUCAAGCCUCGAGGUGCCUUCUUCAGGGCCUGGUUGGAAAAGUUGACCAGUGAACAGACAGCCUGAUCUCAACUAGCUGGGCCAGAAAAACCCAACAGCCCUUCUUGCUCUGGGGCAUCAGAGCUCUGCUUUCUCCCCAGUGAGACUUGCCUUCCUAUCCUGCAGCUGUGAGGAUUGGUCAGCAGCCUGGAGCAUGCUCUGUUGGGCUGUGUGCAGGCACAGAAAGGGAGAAUGACAUUAGGAUGACAAGCAAGAGUGUUUGGGGCAUUGGGUUUCAUCUCCUGCACAUCACAAUGACAGUGUGCUGAUGCAUUGCAUGUUGGUGCUUGGGUUAUGCAGCUCAUGGGCUUUCCUAGGGAUGCUUCCUGUUGCAAGAUGUCUGUUGGCUGAGGGUUUGGACUUCCAAAUGGAGUACAAAAUGUCCCAUAAAUACUCCAUUUGGGAUUCUGCCUAAUUGGUUGCUGGUGGAAACUCUGGGCCAUGCUGCUAGGGCAUGGAGUCCAGUCAGAGGUGUGGCCCUAGCUUGAGACCUGAGCAUGCAAAUUUGCUCAGCCCAACUUUAAAUACGCUCCUGUCACACAAUUGCAGGCCCCAUGUGUGUGCAUGGCGGGUUGGUUUAAUGCAACGUGAGUGCCCCUCUAAAAGCUGUACAUGAAAUUUUUGUAAAGCAAAUCCUUCUUCAUCUUUUAAAGAAAUAACCCCUGCAAGUCAUUUUGUAAAAAGGUGGAGAAUCCUUUUGUAGUAUGGACAACUGCCCCAUUGUUUCUUUCCUGAAUCAAUCCUGGUGGUGGGACUGAGUUUUCUUAAAGCUAGGCCUGUCUGUAAUGAAGUUCACAUCCAUGGAACAAACUGCACAGAAGUCCUGUGUAUCUGUCAUUGUACCAAUGUCACCAAGAGCGCUCUCUCUCUCUCUCUCUCUCUCUCUCUCUCUCUCUCUCUCUCUCUCUCUGCCUCUCUCUCCCAGGUUUUGCAGUUGAGCCAGAGAGAAAAUAUCCAAAGGCCCCAUCAUGUACUGUAAGAGCCCAUCACUUUUCUGUUCGAGUUUCAGUACCAUUACGGUGCCUGAGUACAGACUUAGGCAGACAAAGAUGGAUCUUGCUCCCCUCCUCUUCCUAUUAAGUACUAAGAUUCCCCCAGGCAUAGGGGCAAUGUGGUCAGGCACUGGGAUUGUCUCAUACCACACUCAGCUGUCACAUAUUGCCGUGAACACUAAGGUUGGUUUCUUCCCAUUGCAUGGGAGUUAGGACAAGGAGUCUGACCCAUGUGAAAACGGAACAACUGUCCUGAGCUCGAGGGUUGUGUUGUUGUGUUUUCUUCUCGGUGGAAUGAUGACUUGGCAAUGAAAAAUGUUGAUCUGGAGGUGGAUUUUCUGAGAGAGAUCACACAUUUGUUGGGAGCUUAAGCUACGGCUCCCUUUCUCCGCUUUGUAGCAUUGCUGGGAUGGAUGCAGCAGGCAGUGGGGUCCAUAAAGAGCUCUGUUGUGCACUAAGGGUGCAGUGCAGUGGACGAGCAGCACACAUGAGGUUCUGAGUUCAAUACCCAGCACAGACACAAAAGCUUCAUUACCCUUAGUGCUGACCCUGCAGUGAGUUCCAGCCAGAGUUCAGGCCCUGGGCAGUUGAUAUUUGAGUAAUUUAGCUUCUAAAUUACUCUCCCUUGAGCUAUCCAGAUCCUCAUUUCUCUAGAUUAAUCUUAAUUUCUCCCUGAUUGCAAGGCAAGAGAUAGACGUGAGAAGGGGAGAGAGACUGGGAAUACGAGUACCUCCAGACUGCUGUACUUCCUACGGGGCUAGAAUGGAGGGCUGGGAGUUUGGUCUUUGUGAGAUCUAAGGAAAACCCUGAAUUCUGUUUUCAUCUUCAACACCCCAUAUCUUUCCCUUUGCCCCCUCCUCCCCCUUGAAGAAAUGGCAAGGUCCCAAGAAUAAUAUCUGUACAAAAGGGGAAAAUGCAAGCAUGAGAAACAUUUGAGGAAAACAAUGAACGUAAGGACCAGAGAGAACCCUGUCUUUCAAGAAUAAUUCAUGUUUAUUUGUGGUGUCAAGUGACACGAUGGUACAACCUUUAUCCUUCUUCCAGAGACAAAGGGCACAGCAACUGUAGUGAGCUGACAGCUAUUUUGGCCUUUUGGAUGGGUCUAGCCAUACUUGGGAUCCCAGUGGUACAUGACCCUCUGCAGAAGGCUUGCCCCAGCCUGUGUACAUAGCACACCAUGUCUGUGGGCAGGCCCAGCACUUUCCGUCAGUGUUGUACUGUAUGUGAUGAACUGUGUUGGUCUCUGCAUUUCUCUGCAGAAGAGGAGUAACUGCUCCGGGUACCUUGAUGUUUGUACAGCCUAGAGGCCAACACUGUGGGCGUGUGACUCUUUAUUGGGGGGAAAAACAAAACAAAAAAAAAAGUCCCUGUGUGGUGAUGAUGG
This is a messenger RNA of Arvicola amphibius (Eurasian water vole), 3917 nucleotides long. It is a transcript of the gene Tal1, whose product is annotated as TAL bHLH transcription factor 1, erythroid differentiation factor. The record is from RefSeq and is a predicted model, not a curated record. Gene Ontology annotation, molecular function: protein dimerization activity; DNA-binding transcription factor activity, RNA polymerase II-specific; RNA polymerase II cis-regulatory region sequence-specific DNA binding. Gene Ontology annotation, biological process: regulation of transcription by RNA polymerase II. NCBI's taxonomy places the organism in Eukaryota, Metazoa, Chordata, Mammalia, Rodentia, Cricetidae.